Daucus carota subsp. sativus is the source of this 1587-nucleotide messenger RNA. Its product is annotated as homeobox-leucine zipper protein MERISTEM L1-like. The record is from RefSeq and is a predicted model, not a curated record. The transcript has 8 exons. NCBI's taxonomy places the organism in Eukaryota, Viridiplantae, Streptophyta, Magnoliopsida, Apiales, Apiaceae. The coding region runs from base 1 to 1587 and encodes 528 amino acids. Gene Ontology annotation, molecular function: lipid binding.
AUGGCCAAGAAUGAACAUUUCCCUGCUACUAUAGACGAGAUGUCAUCUAAAGAAAAACAUUCGGAGGUUGAAACUAGUCAUUCAAGAGAAAAGGCACUACUUGAGUCAGUUGUUGGGCCUAUUGAGCCUGACAAUCCCUUCAUAGUUGAGCAAGCAUCUGCAGCAAUGGAGGAACUCCUUAGGAUGGCUCAAGCUGGAGAACCCCUAUGGAUUCCAAACACAGACAAUGGUAUUGAACGUUUGAGUAAAAAUGAGUACUUAAGUAUUUUCCCCAAAGGGAUCGAAUUGGAACCUAUGGAAAUGAAAUCUGAGGCAUCGAGACAGUCUGCUAUUAUUUUCAUCAAUCAUACCAAACUCGUGGAAAUUUUGAUGGAUGUGAAACAAUGGUCAACUGUUUUUUCUGGCAUAGUUUCACGAGCAUCGACCAUUGACGUUGUUUCAAAUGGCAUGGAUGGAAAUUAUAACGGAGCCUUACAAGUGAUGACAGCUGACUUUCACGUCUUAUCACCACUUGUUCCAACUCGAGAAUACUCCUUUGCGAGAUACUGCAAACAAAUUGAUAAUGAGACAUGGGCAGUUGCUGAUGUUUCCCUGGAAAAUUUGGGUCCUGCAUCCAUAACUCAAAGUCGAAGAAGGCCAUCAGGCUGUAUGAUUCAGGAAUUGCCUAAUGGUUUCUCGAAAGUUACAUGGGUUGAACAUGUGGAAGUUGAUGAUAGAAAUGUUCAUCAAUUAUACAAAUCACUAGUUAACUCAGGUCUUGCAUUUGGCGCAAAACGCUGGAUAAUAACACUAUAUAGGCAAUGUGCACGCCUUUUAAGUUUCCAGUCAAACAAUAUUCAUGCAGAAUAUGUGAGAGUGAUGUUAACUCCUGAAGGGAGAAAGAGUAUGCUUAAGCUAGCAGAGAGAAUGGUGUUAGGCUAUUGCAAUGGUGUUGGAGUUUCUACUGAACAUAUGUGGACCAUGUUUUGUGGUGAAGGUGCUACAGAUGCUAAAAUCAUGACCAGAAAGAAUACAGAUGAUCCACGCACACCAGCUGGUACUGUGAUCAGCGCUGCAUCUUCUUUCUGGAUUCCAGUUCCUCCCAAAAGGGUUUUUGACUUCCUUAUCGAUGUGAGGUCAAGAAGCAAGUGGGACCUCUUAACCAAGGUUGGACAAGUACAACCAAUUGUGCACAUUGCUAAUGGUCGUGAUCCUAGUAGCCGAAUAUCCUUGUUGUGUUUACAUAACCCAGGAAAAAGCAACAAAUAUAUCCUACAAGAGAGCUGUGCGGAUUCUACUGCAUCAUAUGUCAUAUAUGCUCCAGUUGACCGAAUUUCUAUGAAUGUGGUCCUAAGUGGAGGUGAUCCUAAUUAUGUUGAUGUUCUCCCAUGGGGAUUUGCUAUACUUCCUGAUGGUCCUGGAAAGAAUUUAGGAGGAAUUCUAGAGGUCGGUUCUGGUGGAUCCCUGCUAACUGUUGCAUUUCAGAUUAAAAUUAGAUCAGUUCCACCAGAAAAUCUCACAAGUGGACAGGUGGCGACUAUAAACAAGCUUAUCCAAUGCACAACAAAAAGGAUAAAAAAUGCACUAGUGUCUGAUUCGAACGUCUGA